Messenger RNA from Fundulus heteroclitus (mummichog), 2207 nucleotides. It is a transcript of the gene znf207b, whose product is annotated as zinc finger protein 207, b. Bases 132 to 1559 code for a protein of 475 amino acids. The transcript is spliced from 11 exons. The record is from RefSeq and is a predicted model, not a curated record. Gene Ontology annotation, cellular component: nucleus. Lineage: Eukaryota; Metazoa; Chordata; Actinopteri; Cyprinodontiformes; Fundulidae.
GCUGAUUCCGCCGCCGCCUUCAGAGGAGCGCCAUUUUUCGUUCUCGUCACGGGAUUACAGCAUGCUCUCAUCCAGCAGAUAAUAACAUCGAUUUCAGCGUUCUGUGACCCACUUCCCAGGAUCUCCGCAUAAUGGGGCGAAAGAAGAAGAAGCAGAUGAAGCCUUGGUGCUGGUACUGCAACCGAGACUUUGAUGACGAGAAGAUCCUCAUUCAGCAUCAGAAAGCGAAGCACUUCAAAUGCCACAUUUGCCAUAAGAAGCUGUACACCGGUCCCGGCUUGGCUAUUCACUGCAUGCAGGUCCACAAAGAGACGAUUGACAGCGUGCCGAACGCCAUUCCCGGAAGGACAGACAUCGAGCUGGAAAUCUACGGCAUGGAGGGAAUCCCGGAGAAAGACAUGCAGGAAAGGAGGCGAACAUUAGAGCAGAAAUCACAAGAGGGUCAGAAGAAGAAGUCGAAUCAGGACGACUCUGACGAUGAUGACGACGACGACGAGGCGGGGCCGUCUGUUCAGCAGGUAGCUGCCGUGCGGCCCCAGGCGGGGUACGUCGCCCCGAUGGCCCAGCCUGGAAUACCGCCUGUGGCCGGCGCUCCGGGGAUUCCUCCUGCAGGAUAUCAAGGAAUGCCUCCUAUGAUGCCAGGCGUUCCUCCCAUGAUGCACGGCAUGCCUCCCGCAAUGCCUGGAAUGCCACCGGCCAUGAUGCCAAUGGGGGGGAUGAUGCCUCCCAUGAUGCCAGGGAUGCCCGCUAUUCCUCCAGGGAUGCCGCCUCACAUGGCUCCACGGCCGGGGAUGCCCCACAUGGCUCCGGCCCCCGCAGCAGGGCCCAUACCCAGCCGGCCGGCAGCACCGGCCAUUCAGCCCGCUGUCACCAAACCUCUCUUCCCCAGCGCAGCGCAGAUGGGCUCUGGCGUUAACAGCAGCGCUGCAGCCGUUUCCUCUCCACCCGCAGACCAUCAGUCUGCUUCUUCCCAGCCUCCCUUUUCUAACAUGCCCCAAGCCCAGCACAGCCCUUCAGGAGCCGCAGCGUCCAACUCGCUGAGCACCGCCGCCUCCUCAGAGCCUCCCAAGGCGACUUUCCCCGCCUACACCCAGCCCUCUGUCUCCUCUUCCACCUCUUCCUCUUCUUCUAAUCCCUCUAGCAGCACUGUGGCUAAACCCCCGGCCACAGUGACCAGUAAGCCCGCCACGCUCACCACCACGAGUGCAACUAGUAAGUUGAUCCACCCUGAUGAGGAUAUCUCGCUGGAGGAGAUGAAGGCCCAGCUGCCCCGCUACCAGCGUCUCAUACCCAGGGCCGGCCCGGCCCACGCCGCUGCUGCGCCCCCCGUGGCAGCUGUGGGUAGCAUAAUGCCCCCCCAGCAGGGUCUGCCACCACAGCAGCCUGGCAUGAGGCAUCCCAUGCAUGGUCAGUACGGCGCCCCACCUCAGGGCAUGCCUGGCUACAUGCCUGGAGGGAUGCCUCCAUACGGGCAGGGUCCUCCUAUGGUGCCCCCUUACCAAGGAGGCCCGCCCAUGGGUAUGAGGCCGCCCGUCAUGUCUCCAGCGGGGCGCUACUGAAGAAGCAAAGCACCCACCACAUUAGGUUUGAGGUUAACACCUUUCUCUCACCCCUUGUGCUUUUUCAAACCUAGCUGCAAGCAAAGAGCAGUAAGCCUACAGUGGUGGCGAAGACGAACACGGUGUGUUUAAGAGAAAACAAACAAAACAAACCCCCGCAUGGACAUUUUAUUGUAAUGUUUAUUAGACAAACCGCCAAACACCAUGAAUAUCUAACGGCUUUUCUGGUGUUCCUUGAUCACAUGUGAGGAUAUAUUUUUUCCCAUAGGUUUCACUCAGGUUCAUAAAGGUGAAGUGUGUAAAAAUGAUUCGUAUUUCUUUUUGAAGCUGCUGGAGUUACAUGAACAUACCGACCCCUUACAAAGGCAAGUUUCUUUUGAGAACAUUUGAUUCUUCUUAAUUCUUCGGUAGAUUGGCUGAGGCCCUCACAGCAUGCGCAGGUGCUGUUGGACAUCCGUCCCCAACCGUGGUUGGUGAGGGUCUCUGAUUUAAGGUGGAUCCAACAGAGUUGUGUUAAAAAUUCAUCAGUCACUAGCUUUAUUCUUUUUUUCAGGUUUGUUUUAAUAUUACUUGGUCAAAUGCCUACUUGUAUGCAUCCUUUGUAAUGUUUUAUCAAUCUGUUGUAAUAAAAUCCAUCUUGAAAUCUAA